GGGGAGCCAGAACCACUAGAGACAGAGACAGGCCUCCCCUAACUGCAGGACAUUUCUCCAAGCAUCAUGGCUGAGCCAAAAUCCAUGCAAAGCGAGCCCAUGCCUUUAGAUAUGGAGAACCGUGACCCCAAUAACAUGAAUGAGCAUGUUAGGGUCCUCUUCGAAGAUGCCUUUGGAGAGCCUGAUGGAUCCCACAGUAUUGACGGGGUAUGGGGUAUGUCCUUCAAGACAUUCAACGGCGUGAAGAACUGCUGUUACAUAGUGCUGUCCAUACUAUGCGGCUGCCCAAUGGCCUUUUGCUGGGCCCUGGACUUUGCUUGCAUUCAGUGCUGUCACAUCUGGAUGAUUGGACCUUGUGUGCACAUCUGGAAGAUGAAUGUGUCCUGUCUGAAGAUGUUCUGGAGCUCAUGCGUGCAUUGUCUGUGCGACCCAUGCUGGGAAGCGUGCGGCCUGUGUCUCAGCCUCAUCCGUGUACAAAACAAGAACGGAUAAUGUACCGGUCCUCACCUCAUCAGCUCCUAACCCUGACACUACUGAGGUCCAACUGUCCCUGUAUAUAUAACAACACUGCUGCACUGUCCUACAAAGCACAAUGUAUCACAGCAAGCGUCCUGCAAUGUUACACACCUUGACAUUGCAAUGGUUCCUAUGUCCGUAUCGUUCUGUCCCCAAGAGGACAAUUAUUAUCCAAGAGUAACUAAUUACUGGACUGUUAUAUUCGUUAUAGCAUUAAUAUUACCCCAUUGUGAUGUUCGUUCCUGAUAAUAAAGAGUUUUGUGCCUCAAAGUGA
Pelobates fuscus (common spadefoot toad) is the source of this 790-nucleotide messenger RNA. RefSeq names its product caveolin-3-like. Gene Ontology annotation, cellular component: caveola; plasma membrane. The transcript has 2 exons. NCBI's taxonomy places the organism in Eukaryota, Metazoa, Chordata, Amphibia, Anura, Pelobatidae. Bases 67 to 492 code for a protein of 141 amino acids. The record is from RefSeq and is a predicted model, not a curated record. Gene Ontology annotation, molecular function: molecular adaptor activity. Gene Ontology annotation, biological process: caveola assembly.